AUGGACAAUAUUCUAUCGCCUAUUCAAGAUGCCCUUGAGGGUCAGAUCGAUUUCCACGGACAACAAAUUACGGAGAUAUUUUCUACGGCGCUCUUGGUAGUAUCCGGAGUGGUCGCUUCCUUGAUCGGAUACAUCUUCCAAGAUAUUCACCUGUCGCUCUGGGCCGGUUUGGCUGGUACACUCCUGACUGCACUUAUUAUUAUCCCUCCAUGGCCCAUUUACAACAAACAUCCUGAAAAGUGGCUUGUUCCAUUUUCUGGCAGAGCAGGCGUUACGGUAGAUGGGGUCAAAGUAGCGUGA
Aspergillus puulaauensis is the source of this 300-nucleotide messenger RNA. Its product is annotated as signal peptidase complex subunit 1. Bases 1 to 300 code for a protein of 99 amino acids. Gene Ontology annotation, biological process: protein targeting to ER. Lineage: Eukaryota; Fungi; Ascomycota; Eurotiomycetes; Eurotiales; Aspergillaceae. Gene Ontology annotation, cellular component: signal peptidase complex; endoplasmic reticulum membrane. The record is from RefSeq and is a predicted model, not a curated record. The transcript has 3 exons.